AUGGUCAGACCACUGCGGAAAGGCAUCUACGUCCCCUUGCCCACCUUUUUCGACGACCAUGAAGACCUUGACUUGAAGUCAUUCACCAGUCAGGUGGUCUACACCGCUAAAGCUGGUAUACUCCCCGUCGUAUGCGGAUCCAUGGGCGAGGCGGUUCAUUUAUCGCCAGAUGAGAGAGUUGAGCUUGUAAAGACUGCUCGUAAGGCACUGGAUGAAAAUGAGAUGGAAGAUGUGCCUAUACUAGCUGGAAUAGGCGCAGCCAGUACUAGGGAGACCAAUGUCCUAGCAAGGAGACUUGCCGAGGCUGGAGCCGACCACGCGAUACUGAUCACUGGUGGUUACUACGCUGGUGGUUUGAUCAAGAAGCCAGAGGCGAUCAAGAAAUUCUUUGUAGACGUAUCGGAAGCAUCGCCUAUUCCUGUGAUGCUCUACAACUUCCCUGGGGUCACGGGUGGGAUCGAUAUGACCAGCGAUCUGGUCGAGGAUAUUGCCAAGUCAGCGCCGAACACAUGCGGUAUCAAAUUGACAUGCGGAGCUGUUGGCAAGUUGACCCGUAUAGCGGCUACUGUCAACUCCAAAGACUUCACGGAAACGUACCCAAGAAAGGAUCCAAGUGCUCCCUUCCUUGUGAUUGACGGUUUUAUCGAUUUUCUGCUGCCCUCCGUCGCCGCUGGAGCCUCUGGAACGAUCACAGGUGUGCCAAACUUUGCACCACUCACCUGCAUGAAGCUUUGGGAGUAUUGCACCAGAUCAGACUUGCAUACUCCGGAGGUGAUGAGAGAAGCCCAAGACCUGCAAGCGUUGAUCAGCAGAGCAGAUUGGGCAGCCUCCAAUGCAAAUAUCCCUGGAAUGAAACGUCUGCUCCAACAUCUCUUCGGAUAUGGACAUUUGCCUAGGGGACCUCUCCCUGAGAUGAGUGUUGACGAGGCUGAGAAACUGUUGAUAAACCAUCCCUCUAUCAUGAAUAUCUUAGAAUACGAGAGAAGAUUGCAGAGGGAAGGAUACAAAUUCUGUUCUGACAAAUAG
Kwoniella botswanensis is the source of this 1026-nucleotide messenger RNA. RefSeq lists its product as uncharacterized. The record is from RefSeq and is a predicted model, not a curated record. Gene Ontology annotation, molecular function: 4-hydroxy-tetrahydrodipicolinate synthase activity. NCBI's taxonomy places the organism in Eukaryota, Fungi, Basidiomycota, Tremellomycetes, Tremellales, Cryptococcaceae. The transcript has 8 exons. The coding region runs from base 1 to 1026 and encodes 341 amino acids.